Messenger RNA from Hylaeus anthracinus, 1809 nucleotides. Its product is annotated as fatty-acid amide hydrolase 2-A-like. The transcript has 10 exons. Lineage: Eukaryota; Metazoa; Arthropoda; Insecta; Hymenoptera; Colletidae. The record is from RefSeq and is a predicted model, not a curated record. Bases 149 to 1663 code for a protein of 504 amino acids.
UUCAUAGCUAGUGUCAGUUGUGUUGAUACUGUCAGAGCUUUAAAAUCAAAGACUUGAGAAGAUCUAGCCCCGUAUGUGAAGAAGGAAAGGAUCCAAGACAAGACUGGAAGACUUCCACGAGUAAUCGUAAACCUCCUCCCAGGAAAAAAUGUUUAUGACCAAUCUCCUCAUAUGGAUCGCGCACACCUUGCAUUUUUUCUUUCGUCCUUUCAUCAUGAUUAUGAAUCUCAGGAAACGACCGAGAAUACCGCCGAUCAAGAAUCCUCUGUUAAAAAUAAGCGCCACUGAGUUAACGAGGAUGAUCAGAAAUAGAGAGAUUUCUAGCCAAACUAUAGUGGAAGUAUACAUACAGCGCAUCCAAGAGGUGAAUCCUUAUCUAAAUGCAGUGAUAGAGGAUCGUUUUGAGGCUGCCAUAAACGAUGCAAAGAACUGCGAUGAAAAGCUGAAAAGUGGAGAGGUCACUGCUGCAUAUCUGGAGAAAGAGAAACCGCUUUUUGGGCUGCCUAUUACUGUUAAAGAGAGCUGUUCCGUUGCAGGAAUGAGCUUCACUGUGGGGACGGUCCCCAGGAGAGGAAUGAAGGCUACGGAAGAUGGGGAAGCGGUACAAAUAUUAAAGAACGCAGGCGCUAUUAUCCUGUGCGUUACCAACGUCUCUGAAAUGUGCAUGGCGCCGCACGCGGGAAAUUACCUGUUUGGUUCGACGAGGAACCCGUACGACACGAGGAUGUCGCCUGGAGGAUCGUCUGGUGGAGAGGGAGCCUUGAUUGGCGCAGGAGCCUCCAUACUAGGGUUUGGUUCUGACUUAGCGGGUUCGCUGAGAAUACCGGGCCUGUUUAAUGGAAUAUUUGGCCACAAGCCUAGUUCAGGUGUAGUUCCUCAUGAGGGACACAUGCCCUGUAUGAAGGAUAAAACGAUGCAGACGAUAUUUUCGAUAGGUCCAAUGACAAGAUACGCGGAGGACCUCCCCUUGGCUAUGAAAGUGUUGAGCGUCAGGAGCAAAGUGCCAUUGACCUUGGACAAGCAAGUGAACGUGAAAUCUCUGCGAGUAUUUUACGUGAAUCGCUUCGAGAGCUUUUGUGGCGUGAGAGAACCCACGCCGGACUUGAUAGAAACCAUAAACGAAGCCAUACGUUACUUCGAGGAAAUCGGUGUAACGACUCGAAAGUUGCCGCAGGAGUGGGUACGCGACACAACGUCUCUCUACGCGGCCAUGACUCGCGAAAUGGUGCACGAAGAACCACUUGCUGACCCCCACAAUCCUGAGAAAGACGUACACCCGAAACUCGAGAUCUUAAAGGGAUUACUCGGUUUAUCAAAGUUCACGAUGGACCUAAUCAGGUUCCGACUAUUGAUACUGGCGCACGGAUUCAUACCGUUUUCUACGGUAGAACGAUUUAGAAAUAUCAGACUUCAGAUCAGUCGCAAUGUUAAUGAGCUGCUCGGUGAAGAUGGGGUAUUCAUAUGUCCCACGUUUUCCCAAACGACAAGCUAUCCAGGAUUGAUAUUUUUUCAAUUGGACAGCUGCAUGUACACCGCGUUCGCCAAUAUAAUGCUCCUGCCAUCGACUCACAUUCCAAUGGGAUUGAACUCGGCUGGACUUCCUGUUGGAUUUCAGGAAAUGGGAAGUCCAUGUAUUACGUGCAGAUCGGCAGUCCUCGUCUAACGUCAAUAAUUGACGAAUAAUGCUACCACCACAACCAUUACGCUUAGUCGAAUAAAGUUGCGAAAUUCUCAUCUGACAGUGAAUCGAUUACCUCUCGCUGCCGAAUUAGCCAUGGCCUCGAAAUGGAAUCGCGUCAGGCGGCUUGU